Diospyros lotus (date-plum) is the source of this 855-nucleotide messenger RNA. Its product is annotated as HVA22-like protein f. The record is from RefSeq and is a predicted model, not a curated record. The coding region runs from base 112 to 582 and encodes 156 amino acids. Lineage: Eukaryota; Viridiplantae; Streptophyta; Magnoliopsida; Ericales; Ebenaceae. The transcript is spliced from 5 exons.
AGCUGUUAACCAUCUCCGACCCCCAUUCUAUUCCAUCGUUUACUGCUCAGAGAGAGAGAGAGAGAGAACGAAAAAAGAAAACAGAAAAGGCAAAGAUUCAACUUCAACAUCAUGGGUGUUCUUGGAGCUGUUGCAAGGCAUGUGGAUGCACUCAUCGGGCCUGGAGUGAUGCUUCUUUAUCCACUAUACGCAUCAAUGAGAGCCAUAGAGAGCCCCUCGACCCUAGAUGACCAACAGUGGCUCACAUAUUGGAUUCUCUAUUCAUUAAUCACACUCUUCGAGCUUACUUUUUGGAAAAUCCUUCAAUGGGUUCCGUUGUGGGCGUACGUGAAGCUGCUGACGUGCCUGUGGUUGGUGCUGCCCAUCUUCAAUGGCGCCGCCUACAUAUACGAGAACGUCGUCCGGAAGUACGUCAAAGUUGGAAGCUACGUCAGCCCCAGCUACUCCGACGGCCACCGCAAAGUCCUCCAGAUGAUGAGCCUCGACGCCCGCAAGUCUGUCGAGCAAUACAUCAACCGAUAUGGCCCCGAUGCCUUCGAUCGUGUCGUCAAAGCAGCCGAGAAAGAAGCAAAGAAACACUGACUGGGAAACGAUUGGAAGAAUAUUAACACUCCAAUACAAUACGGCCGGCGUCCACUAUAUAUGCUUUUGUGAAGAUGAUGAAGAAAUGAAACAUUUAAUUAAUUGUUAUUGAUGUUAAGCUUAAACAUUUUGUAAGAUCGAUGUGUGCUAAUUAAUUAAUAUGUGAAGUUGAAGUCCUUCUAUUAAUUUACACAUCAAGAAGGAUCAUUAAAGAAAAAAAAAAAAAAAAAAAGGUGGAUCUCUCCAACCAUAUAUAUAUAUAAUAUGCCUAAU